Messenger RNA from Aspergillus viridinutans, 1095 nucleotides. Its product is annotated as tellurite-resistance/dicarboxylate transporter family protein. Gene Ontology annotation, molecular function: malate transmembrane transporter activity. The record is from RefSeq and is a predicted model, not a curated record. Lineage: Eukaryota; Fungi; Ascomycota; Eurotiomycetes; Eurotiales; Aspergillaceae. The coding region runs from base 1 to 1095 and encodes 364 amino acids. The transcript has a single exon. Gene Ontology annotation, cellular component: membrane. Gene Ontology annotation, biological process: malate transmembrane transport.
AUGGCUACAGGAGGUAUCGCCGUCCUCCUGUCUAGCACACCGCAUCAAUUUCGCGGGUUGACGACCAUCGGCAAGGUCGUCUACAUACUCAACCUUGUCCUCUUCCUCGGCAUAUCUGCCUGUCUGACCAUACGCUUUCUGGCCAAGUCCUCGGCGCUGAAAGAAUCCUUCCAAGAGCCCACCGAAAGCCACUUUAUGGGAACCUGUCUACUGGCCCUGGCGACAAUCAUCCUCGGAGCCGAGAAUUACAGAACAGAAGCAUGUGGCCCCUGGCUGCAGGUUGCCCUCCGCAUCGUCUUUUGGAUCUACGUCGCCCUCUCGACCAUCCAGGCCAUCUGGCAUAACUGGUACCUCUAUCAUAUCCGCAUGGCCAGUCGCCAGCCGUUUGCCCUCGUUCGACUCCUCCCUUCGUUUCCGGCCAUGUUGUCAGGGAAAAUCGCGUCGGUGCUCGCAUUGCAUCAGCCGCGCAAUCAUGCCAUCCCAAUUCUAAUCGGGGCUACCACGUUCCAAGGCUUCGGGUUCAUCAUGUCUCUGUUCAUCUACGCCGAGUACUUCUACCGACUCAACAAGGACGGACUCCCGAAGGCAUCUGACCGACCGGAAAUGUUCAUCGCGGUGGGACCAUGGAGCUUCACGGCGCUGGCCCUGGUCGGGAUGGCGGAAGCAGCCGUCAAGCAGUUUCCUGCGCGGUACAUCAUCUCCUACGCGGAUGCCUCUAAUAGCCAGCAAAUCUCCGUCACAACCGGAGAUAUCGCACUCGUGCUCGCCGCGCUGGUCGCCAUCUUCCUGUGGACAAUGGCGGCUUUUUGUCUGUGCAUUGCUAUCAUCAGCAUCCUGGCCCAGUGUCGUGUUUUCGGCGGCACCGGGGCGCUGGGCAUGUCGCUUCCGUACUGGAGUAUGGUCUUCCCGAACACGGGGUUCGUGAUUGCCACCAUUCGGAUCGGACAGGUGUUGCAGUCGCCGGCGAUUCUGUGGGUUGGUUCAGGGUUGACCAUUGCCCAGGUGGUUAUCUGGUUGUGUGUUGGUGUGGGCACGAUCUGGGCUGUGGCUACGCGGCGGAUGCUAUGGCCUGAGACUGGGGAUAAGGAGGCUUAA